GUCCUCCAACUGUUCACACUUUAAAUAAUACAACAGCCAUAGAGGGAACAGACUUCAACAAAAAAUGCCUUUAUGAUAAAGGACAGCCAUCAGAGACCAAUGUGUACUGGGCACGACAGGGCAGUUCUUUCAGACAGGAAGGAGAUGUACUUAAUCUGACAAAAAUACAAAGCAGUAGUUCUGGUAACUAUACAUGCACAGCAGAAAAUCAGUACUCAUCGGGAAACAAAGGACAGAGCAAGCAGUCCAUGAUCAUCAAUGUCGAAUAUCCUCCAACUGUGUCCAAUUUGACAAAUAAAGACAUUAUAGAAGGAGAUGAUCUAUCUGUCACAUGUUUUAUCACCGAUGGAAAUCCUGCCCAAACCACUAUCUACUGGACCAAGACAGGUGACUCUGGAUUUAGACAAAAUGGUGUUGUACUACUGAUACAGAACAUACAGAGAGGCAGUGCUGAUACCUACACGUGUACAGCACAAAACAGUUACAGCAUUGGAGGCACGGGAUCAAGCAGUCAGUCCAUGAUUGUCAAUGUGCUCU
Molecule: messenger RNA, 537 nt
Organism: Saccostrea cuccullata (small rock oyster)
Lineage: Eukaryota; Metazoa; Mollusca; Bivalvia; Ostreida; Ostreidae
Product: igLON family member 5-like
Exons: 2
Source: RefSeq, a predicted model, not a curated record